GGACGGGGACCAAGGUUAAGCUGGGGCCCUUGGGGGUUGCGGUGCCACACUCUGUUCCCAAUCUCCCGCUUCGCGCUGGCCGCUGGGCAGGGCCGGGGGGGUUCCACUUUACUUUUUUAUUAUUAUUCUGAGUCCCUCUGAUGGGAUUUCCUCUUGUUCUGACUCGUUCAACAGCCAGUGAGAGUCUGAGGGGACCGAAAGUUACAGACCCGCCAAUAAUGAUAGACUGCGGGACCCAUCAUUUCAGGGAAGCAGAGCUGCAGAGGCCCUUGCUCCUCUUGUCUGACAGAACGGGUAUCUAACCCUUCUCUCACCGUUAUUAUUCAAAGGGCCCUGUAGUUCUGGUUGUAGGAGGACAGGGACUAUUGUCGAUGAUGAAACCUGGCAUACAUACAUAUCCAGGAGAGAUCCCAGUGGUUUUGGAGGCAUGCGCAGGGAAUUUUUCUUCUGGCUGUCUAUUCUCAAAAAAUAAUUAAUAAUAAAUAAUAAUAAUAAAAUAAUAACAAAUCUGACCAUAGAGUAGUUCGUAGCCAGAUUUGGCAUCCGUCUGUCUUUCUCGUUCAUUUUCUGGGCCAUUCUAGGCCACCCACCAUAGGCCGUUUUAGAUUUUUUUUUUUUCUGUUCCCUCUUCAAACUUCAAUUUUUUUUUUUUUUUCUUUUAGUGAAAAAAUAGAAGCAAAACCAUGGAGGAGAGCGAGGGAGUUUGGGUGUACACAACAGCCUCUCUCGUCUUCCAUGCUCUCACUCUUCUUUUCUACGAGGUGUGAGAGAUCAAACCAGCCUAGAACCACCAAGAUCAGCGGUGGGAUGGGAUGGGGUCAGUAGAAAAAAAUGUGCCUCGUUGUUGCUGCGCCAUUUUCCCGCCUAGUCGCCCCGGACUAGGGUUUGUCGGUAGCGUCUGCUGAGUGGGUGCAACAGUGGCCUGCGGGCCUGCGGCUGCGGGCUCUGGGGCUGGAUGGUGGACGACGGCGACGACGAUAUGGAUGGUGGAUGGUGGAUGGAUGGGCGGAUGGAGAGGUGGGAUGGGACUUGAUGCGCUUCGCGCACUUUCUUUUUUCUUUUUUCUUUUUUUUUGGCUUUUGGGGUCUUUUCUUGCCGCUAGACUCCAUACUGGCUGGUUCUUGCUUGUGCUGCUGGGCUGCGGUGCCUGGUCUCACCACUAUUGCGACGAGUCCGACGGCUGGUGUCAGUGGUUGGUGUGGCCAGCCCACACACACGCACCACUCAGCGUCGUCGGACCCUAUCUUGCCCCCGUCGCGCGCCGCCUUGUGGGAGAGGAGAGGAGAGGAGAGGAGACAAGACGAGACGAGACGAUGUGUGUGGUGCGUGUGGUGUGAGUGGUGUAAGUGGUGUGAGGCCUGUGUUGUUGUGCUGCUGUGUUUCCGUCUGUGUCGGUGAUGGUGUGAGUAGUAAGUAGUGUGUGUGCGUGCGCAUGUGCGGUGGUGGUGGUGGUCUGUAUCCAAGUCGCUGACUCUUCUCUCUUGAUUCUCUGUCUCUGUCUCUCUCUCUCUAUCUCUCUCUCUCUCUUUCUCUGCCUCUCUCUGCCUCUCUCUAUCUGCUCUCGCAUGUCUGCUUGUGUGGUUGUCUGGUUGUCUGGCCGUUCUGCACGCUGGCUGGGGGGUUCUUGUCGCAAGCCUAUCUAUCACCCAUCCAUAGCCCAUCCACAGCCCGCAAUCAAUCGCUAACUACGGAGUACUUGCUGCUCACACUCAUUUUUUAUUUUAAUUUUUUUCUUGAAUCCCGCCGCCCACCUCUGCCCUGCUAAAUAUACUAGGUAUUAUUGUUCUGCUGCUACUUCUUCUUAGUCCUUAAUAAUUAUUCAUUGUCUGUCGUCGUCGUUCUUUUUCUUCUUCUCCCUCCAUCCCGCACCACCAGGGCCCUUUUCUCUCUCCCUCUUUCGUUUGUUUGUGGCUAUUUGCCCGUCCCUUUUUUUUUUUUUUUUUUAAUUCUUCUAUUAUCUUUUUUUUAUUAUUCUCUUCUAAUUCGGACCUUUAUUAUAUCUUUUAUACUUUACUAUUACUAUUACUGUUCUAUUACUCUUCUCUUCUUCCUCACGGUGUUCGGCUGGACUCCUCCAUCUUGCUCGAACCGUCCCCAGUCCUUCCUUUGGCCCAUCCAGCAGCAGCAGCAGCAAACAGACUCUCUAUCUAUACACUCUUAUAUCUUGCAAUACUUGCAAAUCUUGUACUAUGCAUAUUCGAUAAUCUUAUCGCUCUACGGUCCUUUACCAAAUCCCAACGCGAACCAGACCAGAUACAAAACAUACUUGACUCGAAUCGCCGAGAUAAUCGCAACUUAACACUUACUCUCUCUUAGACGUCGUGGGGAUCGGCCAGUCACUCCUUUGGCAGUCAAAAAUCACUUGAAUUAAUAUAAUCUCUAUAUCUCUCUCUCUCUCUCCCCAAUUCCUAUACCGCGUUAUUUGUCACUAUUACUCUUCCCACUUCGUUUUUUGCGCAUGUACUAUUUUACCUUGUAUUCGAUCACUGCUCGCCCCCCUUUCGAAGCGGACUCAACAUAUCUUGCAAGGAUUUCAGUUGAGAUCGAAUUACCCCCCCCAUAUUGCUUUUCUAAUAUCUUCGCUACAUACCGGAAGAGACAGUCUCUUAUUCUUCUUGGAUCUUAUCGACUCCAAAAACGCCAAUCGUCAUGGAACCUACCUACGCCAUGCAUGCCGCGCCAGUUUCCGGGCCUUCGCCCUUUUAUUAUUACAAUCCCGACCCGGAUACACACAAUGGGCAACACGGCCACUUCUCGCCGCAUCCCUCAGAGAUGCAACAGCAGCAGCACCCAAAUGGGCAAAUGCCAAUCUACCCAAACCAGGCUAUCCAGCAACAGCAACAACCAUUGCACCCGCAACAAACCAUGCAAGAAAAGCCCGCCGGAUACCCCCACGGCCACCUCCCAGCCCAGACCCAUGCAAUGAGCCUGCUGAACGGAACGAUGCAUAUGACCCCGCCAACCGCAUCACCGCAACCACCGCAACCACUGCACCUCAAGCCCAGUAUUGUGCUGCACCAGGACCUUCCUUCACUGAUUCCCCUGGACACCUCGUGCGGUAAUAGCAAUGACAACAACGGCACUACCGAUCUCUACGGCUUCCCGUCGACGCCGCCCUUGUCGUCAUCUGGAAGCACCGUGAGCAGCCCGCCAUCGAGCUGUGGGAUGCUGCACACGCCGGUGAAUGGGAGUUUUUUCCAAUUGGAGACGAUUGAAGGAGUGAAGGAGGGGUGCCAGAGCGAUGUGCAGACCGAGAUACUGGCUAAUCUUGACUGGGCACGGUCGAGUUCCCCUCCGAUGACGCCAGUGUUCAUCCAGGGCCCAGCCAGAGCCAGCCACCGCGAGGGGCUGCAGUCUGGGCUGUCCAGGGUCCUCUCCAGGGUGGCCUCCGCUAGCACGGCCGCUAACUCGUGUCCCUCCCUUUCGCCCUCGCCCUCGCCCGUCCUCACCUCCUUACUUCUGCAUCACCCUCACCAACAUCACCAACACCACCACCACCCUCACCCUCCUCCCGCCUCGCUGCCUCCCCCGCCCUGCAGCUCCGACUUCUGCGAUCCUCGCCAGCUCACCGUCGAAUCCUCCGCCCAGUCCUCCUCCUCGUCCGAUUUCCCUCCCUUGCCCUCGCUGUCGUCGCCCUCCCACCAUCCCGACGAUCUCCACCCCGACCACGAGGCCCACAAAUUUAACCUGGGUGCCGAAACUAAUUCCUUGCCGCAUCAUCUGUCGCACACCUCCCUGAGCGACUCCGCUGACCACACUGACGAUACCCUGGGUAGCCUGCCGUCGUUUGACAGCUUUUCUGACCUCGAUUCCGAGGACGAAUUCGUCAACGACAUCGUCGACUUUACCCCGACCGAAAAUACUUUCUUCCUCGGUGACAAACGUCGACGCGUCGCUUCCUACUCUCCCGACGCCGACGAUCUCGUCAGUGAGCAGAGUCUCGAGGACUUUGACGACGAGGAUUUAUUCGCUCGCUCUGGCUUGCCUCUCCUGCCCUCUGAGCUGCCAGAACCGGAGUCCACCCCCACCACCACCUCCACCCUGGCGACCGGUGACAUGAGGACGAAGAAGCGCUUGACCCCGCGCAAACAGGUCAAGCGCCCGUCGUCCUCUGACAGCGACUCGGAUACCCUUGGCUCCAUCAUCAAGGCUGCCCAGGCCAAUGUCAACAGCCGUGGCAGUAAUGCGAACGGCAACACCAAUGGCACCCACACACUUGGUGAAUCUACCUCCUCUACCCAGCAGCAACAGCAACAGCAACAGCAACAACACCAGACAAAUGACGCCCCUACAAAGGAGACCUCCGAGAGUAACCUGCAAACGUCAAACACCUCCGAUGCCACCAUCCCUGCCCCUGUGGUCCCUGUCAACCGUCGCGGCCGAAAGCAAUCUCUUACGGAAGAUCCCUCCAAAACCUUCGUCUGCACACUAUGUUCUCGUCGCUUCCGUCGCCAGGAACACCUCAAGCGCCACUACAGAUCACUCCAUACCCAAGACAAACCGUUUGAAUGUCACGAGUGUGGCAAGAAGUUUUCCCGCAGCGACAACCUCGCCCAACACGCCCGCACACAUGGCGGUGGCGCGAUUGUCAUGGGUGUCCUAGACACACGCGACAUGCAUACCGACAGCGGCUCGCCCUACGAUGACCAAGACGCCGGCGCGCUAGGAGCGGUGCUGUACGAGGCUGCCCAGGCCGCCGCCAACAAGUCCACCACCAGUGAAUCGUCCUCCGACAAUGGCAUGUCACCAACACCAUUCCCCGAUCGCAAACGGCCCAUCAAGAAGCGCAAGAGGGAGGAAUCCGCGUAAUCUCUUUGCUCUCCGUCUUUUUUUAAAUACUUUUUGUGUCUAUAAAAAGAGCAAAAAAAAAAAACCCAUCUGUCCGCCCUUCUCCCGGCUGAUUGCUAGGAGCCGGGCGCUACGAUUGCCAUGCGACCAGGAGAUUACAUAUUUUCUUAUACCUCAUCAAGUCCUCCCUCCUUCUACAUAUCCCGUAUAAUAGAUCUCAGGCAUGCAUGCAUUGGUCUUUGGACCUUGUUGGAGUUUGAUAUCUCUUGAAAAGGAAAAACUCCCUCAUAAACAUUUUCCCUCUUCUCCUUACAUUGGUGUGACUAAUUCUACUGCUGUUUACUGGCGUCGUGGGAUAAUUUAUUUAUUUAAUUUUUAUUCUCAUUUUUUGGGUAAGGUGUGUGUUAGGGGUCAUCGUGAGACAUUUCCUUCCUAUUGGAUGUUUUCAUUUUUGGGUUCUAUAUAUAAUUUUCCGUCGACUCGACAAUAAUUUUCCACCCUUAACGCUAAUCCGAUCGAUAAACAUUCCUCGCCCGGAUUUCGUCAUAGGUCAUUGAGAGCGGGGGACGCAGGAAGGAAGCAAAGAAGCAGGGCAGAGAGGAAGGUGUCACAAACCAUGCGUGGAUGGAUUGUCAUUCCCUGCCACGAUACAGCUUUGCUGUCCUUUGGUUAUUGGUAUGUGCGUGUGCGCAAGAAAGAGGGUUAGGAAAUAAGGGGGUGGUGGGUGAUCAGAUGUUUUAAAGAAACCUCCCAAAGCAAUCUUUGCAUUUUGUCUGCGUUUCUCGUUUUGGUAUAAAUUUAGUCGUUUCUUUUAUCUUUCUCGUUAUCUUUCCUUUCUUCUUCCUUUGAACUCCCUCUUGCUGUAUUAAUUAUUACUGUUCUUCCUCUUGGAUCUUAUUGUUUUCAUCCAUCCCUUUUGUUCCCCCCAAGGGCCAAGUUACUUCUGGAUGGAAAAAUACCCAACCCCUUUUUCUUCCACUUUUCUCCUGGUUCUAUCUCAUUUUCAGGGCCAUGGUUCUCAGAUUUGUCUUUUCUCUUUUUCCCUUUCCUUGUCUCAUCUCAUCUCAUAUUUUUCCUAUAUAUGUUUCUAUAUCUUCCUUUCACCAUUCCCAAUUUUCAUUUGUCAUGUUUCUAGGUGCUGGUCACGAACAACAUGAUAAACUAUUUCAAAGGCAUUUAUCAAAUUUUCAUUUGUUCUCUCUCCUCCCCCCUCCCCCUUUUUUUUGAAAUCUGUCAAUUUUUAAUAUAUCCACACUAAAUGUAACACCCCUGCCCCAUGUGUUAUAUCAGCUAUAUCAGGUGUAUCGCCCUUUUUUACUCUUGUUUUUAAAAAAUCAUAUUCUGCUAUUUCCUUUACCAUUUACUCAAUCCUCUCAAAUCCUCAUAUAUCAAUGAAAUCCACCCACGAAAAAUAAAGAAAGUCGGAAAAAAAAAAGAUGAAAUGACUUCUUUCUAUAUUCUCUUGUCUUUCACUCUUCUCCCUCUCUCUCUCACUUUUAUUUCUCUGCUGUAUUCGUGUGACAUUCUGUAGAAGAUAGAGACAAACAAAAGCGAGAAGAGAAUUUAUAUUUAUUUCAUUUCAUGUUCCAUAUUUCUUUCUUUUGUCUAUUUUUCUAUUUUCCUUGCUUUUUCUUAUUAACUACUAUAUCUCUUGUUUGAAUGUGCAGAAUGACAUGAAAAUAUAUCACACAGUCAUGCAUCACACACGCAAUAUAUUAGUGAAAAAUAUUCAAUAUAUUAUAUAUAUAUUAAUAUAUAUCUGCAUCUGUAUCUGAACAGAGACAUCUAUUAUGUGUUCAGCUUUAGACCAGAUGAAAUUAAAUGUCAAUGAAUUCAACGUUAUUGAGCUGAUAUGGUGGUUGAAAGCCGUCUUCCUGGUCGGUGCUUAUUAAGCUAGU
This is a messenger RNA of Blastomyces dermatitidis ER-3, 6686 nucleotides long. RefSeq names its product zinc finger protein MSN2/4. Gene Ontology annotation, molecular function: RNA polymerase II cis-regulatory region sequence-specific DNA binding; DNA-binding transcription factor activity, RNA polymerase II-specific. The transcript is spliced from 3 exons. Gene Ontology annotation, cellular component: chromatin. The record is from RefSeq and is a predicted model, not a curated record. NCBI's taxonomy places the organism in Eukaryota, Fungi, Ascomycota, Eurotiomycetes, Onygenales, Ajellomycetaceae. Bases 2650 to 4809 code for a protein of 719 amino acids. Gene Ontology annotation, biological process: regulation of transcription by RNA polymerase II.